AUGACACACCUGUUUAGGGAAAUAAAUGAGAAAAUACGCAAAUUUGAGAAAUGCGAACAGGCUGAGCUCAUUGAGCACUACGUGCGCCGAUCCAUUGAUAAAAUCGUAGACCAUCGACCAUUUGGGCACAAGAAGCUCCUUCUGCUGCUGAACAUCACCCAAUAUGCCACAAACAAAGAGACCAAAAUGAGGCUGAUCCACGCUGGACUUGGCCACAAGAUCCUGGCCAUCAGGGCCCUGAUUCUCGAUCUGAUCGACAUUGAUUUCAGCCGAGAGCAGCGUGUCUUCUACAAGCCUGACAAAUGGAUCAAAAUCAUCAUCAAGGACAUGCGGGAGACAUUCAACUACGUCGAUCUCCUCAAGAAGAAGCAGCUCUACAAGACCAAGAACAUCGACGACAUCGACUUCAAGGCCAAGGAGACUCUGGGGAUUUCAAGUGAGACCGAAGAGAGCUCAAAACACGACAAUCUCGAUUUCACAGGCUGCGACAACAAAAACUACGAGGCCAGCCACUUCCAGGACAUUUAUUCUGAAGACGAUCUCAUGCUCUGUCUCAACCUGUACAACAGCAGACUGUGCAAGGAGUUCCUUGACAUCUUCUGCUCCUGCGACAAGUUCAACUCCUCUGGAAACCAGCUCAUUCUGAAUCUGGUUGCGUACAUGGACAAAAUGGCAUUCUUGGACUACGACUUUGGUGGAUUCAUUCGUAGAAUACAAACCAACUUCAUGAAUGGGAAGGCAGAGCCACUGAAACAGAUCGUCAGCAACUACAAAAAGUACAAAACAGACAAAAUGGUCAAGAAGGAGCCAUCCAAGGUUGAAUAA
This is a messenger RNA of Enterospora canceri, 825 nucleotides long. Lineage: Eukaryota; Fungi; Microsporidia; Enterocytozoonidae. The record is from the annotation of a GenBank genome assembly.